AUGAGGAAGACGACAACGAAACCGGUGCUCACGCCUAAGCCAGAAUCGAAACCAAACCCGUCACUUCCCGAUGAUUUGCUAUUGAGCUGCAUUGCACGCGUCUCGAGAUUGUACUACCCGACUCUUUCCUUAGUCUCAAAGAGCUUCAGGUUACUGCUAGCUUCACCGGAGCUUUACAAGACACGAUCCCUCUUAGGCCACACCGAGAGUUGUCUCUAUGUGUGCUUAGGGUUCCCUAACCCUCAAUGGUACACUCUCUGCCGAACACCUAACCGUACAAGGAAGACAAACUCAAGUGGCAACCGUUUGGUCCCAAUACCAUCUCCUAGUUCUCCUCUUCCGACGAAUCUCGUGGCGGUUGGUUCGAGCAUCUACAAAAUUGGUGGGGAUGUGGACUCUUCUUGUAGUGUCUCUGUCUUGGACUGUAGGUCUCACAAAUGGCACGAUGGUUUAAGCAUGCAGGUGGAGGGAGACAACUUCUCCACGGCUAGCUUAGUUGACGGGAAGAUAUAUGUAGCAGGAGGUUAUAGAGAUGGUAGUUCCGUGAACUGGGUCCAAGCGUUUGAUCCAGAGACUCAAGCUUGGAGCUCUGUACCAAGCCCUAGUGAGGAGAUAGGUCAUGGAGCAUCCGUCAAAAGCUUAGCACUUGAAGGAAAAUUCUACCUUUUUGGGAAUAUUAAGAGCAAGUGCCAAGUUUACGAUCCAAAGAAAGGUAGAUGGACCUCUUUAGGGUUUAAUCCUGAUUGGUUUAAUCCUGAUUGCCGUUUUUACUCUAGAUAUUGUGUGAUAGAAAAUGUUUUGUUCUAUUGGUCUCUCGGAAACUUCUUUUGGCAUGACGCUAAGGUAAAUGCAUGGAGAAGAUUGAUUGAUGUUGAAGGUUUCCCUUAUUUUUGCCACCGUGGGAGUUGUAAACUGGUGGAGUCCAGUGGAAAGAUGGUGGUUUUGUGGGACAAGUGUGAUGGCGAGCAAGACAAUAUGAUUUGUUGUGCGGAGAUUUCCCUUGAAAGGCGCAAAGAAGAUGGGUAUGAUGAGAUUUUUGGAAAGGUUGAGUGGCUUGAUGUUGUUCUUACUGUCCCCAAGUCAUGGAACUUGUUGAUUACGGAUGCUCUUUCUGCUAUCGUUUGA
Messenger RNA from Microthlaspi erraticum, 1125 nucleotides. Lineage: Eukaryota; Viridiplantae; Streptophyta; Magnoliopsida; Brassicales; Brassicaceae. The record is from the annotation of a GenBank genome assembly.